Molecule: messenger RNA, 2663 nt
Organism: Phlebotomus argentipes
Lineage: Eukaryota; Metazoa; Arthropoda; Insecta; Diptera; Psychodidae
Gene: Cpsf6
Product: cleavage and polyadenylation specificity factor subunit 6
Exons: 8
Coding region: 172-2121 (649 amino acids)
Biological process (GO): mRNA alternative polyadenylation
Cellular component (GO): mRNA cleavage and polyadenylation specificity factor complex
Molecular function (GO): mRNA binding
Source: RefSeq, a predicted model, not a curated record
UACCCCAAAAAUCGAGUGGUAUUUGCUGAAAUUGUAGUGUAAAUCUAUUCUUUGGACCUUCCUGCAGUGUAUUGUGGUGAAAUUUCUUGGGAAAGUGUAGAAAAUUGGGUGAUAAUUGGGCAGAGAGAAAACCGGUGUCGGGAAGUUGUGUGAGAGCUUUUUUGGGAGAAAAUGGCGGAUGCAUCAAUAGACUUGUAUGCGGACGAUUUGGACCAAGAUUACAACCAAAAGGACGACUUCGGCGGAGAUGGGGUGGAUUUGUACGAUGAUGUGCUGACGGCGCAGCCGGGGGGCACUCCACGCUCCGAUGGCGGCGGCCAAGGGGGCGACCGCUCGCUGGACAGGUCAGAGACUUCCGAGACGAAUGGCGGAUACCAUCAUGUCAGCAACAACCUGGCGCCCAAUCACAUGGGAAGACGCUAUCAACUGUACAUCGGAAACCUCAAUUGGUGGACCACGGAUCAGGACAUUGCGGACGUGAUUGAGGAUAUUGGCGUGAAAGAUUUUCAGGACGUGAAGUUCUUCGAGAAUCGCGCCAAUGGCCAAUCGAAGGGCUUCUGCGUGAUCACGCUAGGCUCUGAGUCGAGCAUGCGCCUGACCAUGGAUCGCCUGCCGAAGAAGACAAUGCACGGCCAGAUUCCGAUGGUCACGCCGGCCACGAAGCAGGCGCUGAAUCAGUUCGAGAGCCAGCAGAAGACGCGCCCCAAUCCGCCGCCCACGAACGGGCCUCGCGGACCACCGUCGUCCAUGGGCGGCCCACCGCCGCAUCAGGGCGGUCCGCCGCCCGGUCAUCAGCCGCGCAUGAUGAACCCGAACGGGCCGCCGCACAUCCGUGGGCCGCCACACAUGCAGGGCCAAAUGCGGCCCGGAGGUCCGCCCGGGCAGCCCGGAGGACCACGAAUGGACAUGCAAAUGCACCAGGGAGCGCACAUGAAUCAGCCACCGCAGGGGCCACAGGGGCCGCCUAGGUUCCAAUCCCAGUCCCAGUGGAAUGGGCCGCCGAGACCGUCCGGCCCGCCGCGCCAGGGUCCAAUGCCAGGCGGGCCAUCUGGACCGCCCCAGCACCGACCAAUGUUCCAAGGUGGGCCUGGCGGACCACCGCGAGGAGUGCGUCCGGAUUGGAAUAGGCCGCCGAUGCACGGUGGAUUCCCGGGUCAGGGACCGCCGCAAGGACAUCCACAGGGGCCGCCUCAUAUGCAAGGACCCCCACGCGGUCCGCCGUCACAGCCAAUGGUGGGGCCUCCACAUGCGCCCCAUCCACAGCCGGCGCCGCACGUGAAUCCGGCCUUCUUCAACCAGAGCGGUGGUCCGGGAGCGCCUCAACAUCCGCCAAUUGGGCCUCCACAUGGUGGGCCGCAGCAGAACAUGCAGCCACAUCCGCCGCCACACUUUGGCCAGGGCGCUCCGCGUGGCCCGUGGCCAGGAGCUGCCGGGAAGCCCGUGGGACCGCCAUUCCCGGAUCAGGGCAUUCCGACGCCGCAAGUCAGUGAGGCGGAAUUUGAGGAGAUCAUGGCGAGAAAUCGCACAGUCAGCAGCUCAGCCAUCGCCAGAGCCGUUUCUGAUGCCGCCGCUGGAGAGUAUUCGUCAGCCAUUGAGACUCUGGUGACGGCGAUUUCGCUGAUAAAACAGUCUAAAGUGGCUCAGGAUGAGCGCUGCAAGAUCCUCAUAAGCUCCCUGCAGGACACGCUGCACGGCAUUGAGACGAAGAGCUACAGUCGUCGCGAGAGAUCUCGCUCACGAGAUCGAUCUCACAGGCGAGCACGUCGCGAAAGAUCCACAUCGCGGUACCGUGAGCGAUCACGCGAGCGCGACCGUGACCGUGACCGCGAGAGGGACAGAGACCGCGAAGGGCGCUAUCACAGCGAGAGUAGCAGCUAUAGGGAGAGCACUCGCGAGGGCCGCGACAGAUCCAGAAGUCGUGAACGUGGCGGCGGAAGCGGAGGCGACGGAGGUGGAAAUGCUGAACACUACAGAGACGAGAGUCGUUCGCGUCCGAGAAAAUCUUCGGAAUUGGGUGGAGGUGACAUGAAGUACUACAUGGAUCCGACACGCGACAGGGAACGCAUUCGGCGUGACGAUGAGAGACGACAGGAUCGUGAUGAGCACCGUUCGCGACAUUAAACCAACACAGCCGUGCGCGCCACUCAUCGAUGAAUGACUAUUCCUCAUUUUCACACACGCCAGCGUCUCUUCGGUCGAGAGAUGAUCAUUGAAGUUUGUCAUUAUCCCCCCCUUCAGCUAUAGUAACGUAACGCUGUAUUAUCAUAGAAUUUCCUGUGAGACUACUGCAAGCACAGAUGGAGAGAACUAGUGAGAGAUUUUAGGCGUUUUCCUCGUGAGGAAGACACACACACGCAGUAAAGCAGGAACUUCAACAGAGAGAUGUGAAUGAGAGAGAAGAGCAGUAGUCUUCAAGGGUAGAUGUUGAGAAGAGUAUACAUACUAAAAAAAAAUACUUAAUGCAAGAGAGAGAGAGAGAGUGGCUGACAUUUGGAAGGACUCCAACGACGAGUGGACAAAGAGGUAUUUAUUCAUCCGAAAACAUUAAGGAACGCAACUUCAUCGAUGGACACCGUCGUCGUGGGAUGAAGAAGAAUGUAUUUGAAGAAAAAAAGAAUCAAUUAAUUAUUUAGAAGUAAAAAUGUAUGUGAAAAACCUUGAAA